AUGACAGCAUUUAGGCCACUAUCAAGCUUUGAAAAAAAAAUUCUCACUCAAUCUUUGAAUGACCAAAGAAAUGGAACUAUUUUCUCGAGCACAUACUCGAAAUCUUUAAAUAGAGAAAAUGACGCCGACUGGCAUUCGGAUGAAGUUACACUCGGAACAAAUUCUUCCAAAGAUGACUCCCGUCUGACGCUGCCCUUAAUAGCAACAACUUUGAAAAGAUUAAUUAAAUCACAACCGGCAUUAUUUGCGACUGUAAACGAAGAAUGGGAAUUCGAGCCAUUGGAGCAACUAAAAACUUCCGAUAUUGUUAAUCUGAUUGAGUUUGAAACCAUAAAAGAUAAAGAGGUCAAUUGUCAUUGGGGCGUUCCACCUCCUUAUCUCUUACGUCAUGCCUUUAACAAGACUAGGUUUGUUCCUGGAUCAAAUAAACCUUUGUGGACACUAUAUGUGAUUGAUGAAGCGCUAUUGGUGUUUCAUGGUCACGACGUGUUGUUUGAUAUCUUUUCAGCGGCUAACUUUCAUAAAUUAUUUUUAAAAGAACUAAACGAAAUCAGCACAGUAAAGCACUCUGAAGAUAGGGUAUUGUUUGAUAUCAAUGACGUCAAUCUCUCAGAAUUAAAAUUUCCCAAAUCGAUAUACGAUAGUGCAAAAUUACACCUGCCUGCUAUGACACCACAAAUCUUCCACAAGCAAACUCAAUCUUUUUUCAAAUCAAUAUACUAUAAUACUUUGAAGAGACCUUUCGGUUAUUUGACCAACCAAACUUCCCUUACCACAUCAGCAUCUGCAACACAACUAAAGAAGUACAAUGAUAUCUUGAAUGCACACACUUCAUUAUGCGGGACAACAGUAUUUGGGAUAGUGAACAACCAAAGAUUUAACUAUUUGAAGUCCAUUGUUAAUCAAGAGCAUAUAUGUCUAAGAAGUUUCAUCUGUGGUAUUGCAAUGAUAUGUUUAAAACCUCUCGUUAAGGAUUUUACCGGUACAAUAGUAUUUUCUAUUCCUAUCAAUUUAAGAAAGCACUUGGGCUUGGGCGAAUCAUUGGGUCUCUUCUUUAAAGAGUUGAGGGUCGAAUGUCCACUUUCUUUAAUUGAUGACGAACUUUCUGUCAACGAAUUUUUGGCGAACAGUAAUGAUAACGAGGAUAAUGAUGAUGAGUUUAAUGAAAGAUUAAUGGAGUGCCAGUUUAAUAAAGUUACAAAACAUGUUAGCGGCUUCAUUAUGGCGAAAUUAAAAAGCUGGGAAAAGAAUGGAUUUAAUGACGACGAUAUAAGAAGAAUGAAAUAUGACAAUGAUGAUGAUUUCCAUAUCCAAAACUCAAAAACAAAAUUGAUUCAAAUUAAUGAUGUUUCUGACAUAUCACUAUCGAUGAACAACGAUGAUAAAUCUUUCAAUAUUGUGAGUACGGGAUUUACAAGCUCGAUAAAUCGCCCCACAUUAAUGUCUCUUUCAUAUACGUACUGCGAAGAGAUGGGCUUGAAUAUCUGUAUUCACUAUCCUGAUUCGUAUAAUUUAGAAUCAUUCGUAGAGUGCUUUGAAUCCUUUAUUGAAUAG
This is a messenger RNA of Saccharomyces paradoxus, 1554 nucleotides long. It is a transcript of the gene PBI1, whose product is annotated as Pbi1p. The record is from RefSeq and is a predicted model, not a curated record. Gene Ontology annotation, molecular function: N-acetyltransferase activity. Lineage: Eukaryota; Fungi; Ascomycota; Saccharomycetes; Saccharomycetales; Saccharomycetaceae. The transcript has a single exon. The coding region runs from base 1 to 1554 and encodes 517 amino acids.